AUGACUGAAUCGACUAGAAAAGCUGUUGUAAAAAAUGCUGACAUGGCGGAAGAAAUGCAACAGGAUGCCAUUGACAUCGCAACCCAAGCAUUUGGCAAGUUUAAUAUUGAGAAGGACAUCGCGGCUUAUAUUAAGAAGGAGUUUGACAAACGGCACGGUCCAACUUGGCAUUGUGUGGUUGGUCGGAACUUUGGCAGCUACGUCACUCACGAAACAAAGCAUUUCAUUUAUUUCUACGCUGGUCAAGUUGCCAUUCUACUCUUUAAGUCAGGCUAG
Messenger RNA from Rodentolepis nana, 276 nucleotides. The record is from the annotation of a GenBank genome assembly. NCBI's taxonomy places the organism in Eukaryota, Metazoa, Platyhelminthes, Cestoda, Cyclophyllidea, Hymenolepididae.